Molecule: messenger RNA, 1605 nt
Organism: Aspergillus costaricaensis CBS 115574
Lineage: Eukaryota; Fungi; Ascomycota; Eurotiomycetes; Eurotiales; Aspergillaceae
Exons: 2
Coding region: 1-1605 (534 amino acids)
Source: RefSeq, a predicted model, not a curated record
AUGGCAUCUGCACUCACAAACAGUGGCGCUCUCUCCACCAAGUCGAGCAUAGAGUCUUGUAUCCGUGAGCUCUACCGCCACCACAUCGCAUAUCUUGAGGGGUAUCCCGAGCAGGCACAUGAUGAAGACGAAAUGGUCUCUCCUAUCGAAACCAACAACGAGAUUGCUGCCAUGGAGGCAACCAUGGCAAACGUACCUGAUAAUAGAAGCGAGAGCAUUGGGGAGCCCGGGCCCUCAGUGAAUGAGGAACCCAUAGAGCCCACUCCGACCUUCAUUACUCAAAACAACCCCAAUUCUAGUCUCCCACUUCCUCUACCCGUUAACACGGAGCGCUUCCCCGAAUACUACAGGUCGUGUGAAAACCGUGACGCCCGCCAGAACAGGCAGAUUGAAGAAUCAUACAGAAUAGCUAUCUCCAAGGUUUGCGACGAAGUUAUUAGCUUCCGACAGAUUGACUCUCUGGCAACUGCGCCUCUUUCCUUCACCAUGGCGGGUGAAGAGGAAAUUACCAACGCGAGCACAAUGACCAAUGUAUCCGAGACUCCUAAGAUCGAAAGCCCCCCUACCCUGGCCUCACAGUUGAACACCGGCGUCUCGAACAACCAACACGCAGGAGUUGGCUCUGACUCGAUUCCACUUGUUGCCGAGGAGCGCAAGAAGAGCACCCUCGAGCAAAUGCGGACCAUGACCAGCUCCGAACACAUGAGCCUAACUACCAAAACACGCUUCAUUGAUAUGAGCAACACUGUUCUUCGACUUGAGCUCCUCCUCUUUCGCAGACACGCUACUCCUGUGGAUCCAGUCCUCGGACUGACCAAAGACGAAAUCGAAGAGGUCAUGCACCACUUGGAGGAACUCAAAAAAUGCAUCAGCAUUGUGGAUCACAUCUUGCAGCAGGAGCUCACCUGGGCGCGCCGCGUUGAGUAUUCGGUCAAGCAGAUCGCAGAAGAUACGCAGUACAAUGUGGUGACUCGGUUCAGAAAUAUGACCGAACUGAUCCUUAAUCAUCUCAACAAGCCCCGCCCAUCUGAACGUGACCUUCUCACCGUCUUCCUGGACUUCUUCGACGCGUACAUCUACACCGACUUCAUGAACGACUACCAGCGUCAGCUCCCCGUGAAGGAGAACUGGAACCCCGUGCGCGUGGAAAUGACCCGCGCCUUGAUCGCAGUCUGGGAUCUGAUCAACCGGGCCAUAGAGAGCUAUGAUGCCAUUAUCAGAGUCACGGUGGACAUCAAGGAGCGGUACACGGAGCCUCACUACAGAGAGAUGCAGGAGACUCCUCAGGCCUGGAGGAGCGCCAUGCUCGCGCACCAUAUCGAGGGUGAACGUGAGCGGCAGCGCCAGGCUGCUCAGCGGGCAGAGGCCAGGAAGGUGGCGUAUGAGCAGGCGAAGGAGGAGAAACGCCGCGAGGAGGAGAAGAAGAAGGAGGAGGAAGAAGCGAAGACAGUGGCGGGGGUUAAAGAUUACGUUCCUUUCACUGCGGAGAUGGAUCCUACGGUUAAGGUCCGGGACUUUGCGUAUGAGGCGCUGGCUAAGGCUGCGCAGCCUGCUGUGUCUGGCUCUAAGGAUGAUGAGGAUUCGGAUGAUGGUUGGGUGUUUUGA